AAUAUACAAUGAUGAAGAAAAAACAAAACAUUACUUGUUAUUUUCAUGGAUUGUGCCGUUUGUACAUGAAGGAGAAAUCUAAUAUAAAUUAUUUAAAUUGAAAAACGUACGAAUUCGGAUUAAUACUUUCUGGAGCUCACUUCUUCCCAAUUUCAACCAUAUGCUAAGUUCUUCGGGGGGGAAAACGCCUCUCUAUCGAUUUUUUCCGCGACUUGUUGCAUCGACGAUCUCAUGAGUUCAGAAUCGGACAGUCUGUUGGGUGAAGAAGACCACGAGAGUUUGUUAAGAAACACGCACAUGGAGGCUCAAGCAGAACAUGCCAGACUCAAACAGUAUAACACUCUCUACACCAUAACGACCAUACUCGGAGGGGGUUUGGUCAUUCUAACGUUCAUAUGGCUGGAUCAUUAUGUAGGAGGUUUCUCAUUAGAGAAGCCAAACACUGAGUUCAACUGGCAUCCUUUUCUGAUGGUGACAGGGAUGUUGUUCCUCUAUUCUCAAUCCAUACUAGUGUACAGGACCGGAAGAAACACGAAGAAAUUCACUCUGAAGUGCGUUCAUGCAGGUCUUCACAUAACUAUACUCAUUAUGGCAUCUUUGGGAUUGAAAGCUGUUUUCGAUUCCCACAAUUUUGCUUCUCCUCCUAUCGCCAACUUGUACUCACUCCAUUCAUGGCUUGGCAUACUGACCUUCGCCCUUUUCUGCGGACAACUUCUGAUUGGUUUCACCACUUUCUUGUUUCCUGGAGGAAGCAAGGGUUUAAGAGCAGCAGUUAUACCCUAUCACGUGAGCCUGGGAUCUGCAGGAUUCUUCAUGGCGAUAGUUACAGCCAUCCUGGGAUGGACUGAAAAAGUUAUGUUUUACUUGGGUAACAGCUAUGAGAAAUUGCCGUUUUCUGCGACUUUAUUGAAUUUAAUUGGAGUUGUGACGGUAAUAUUCGGCAUUCUGACGUUACAUCUUGUGAAUGAUGUCCGAUACGCUAGAGAAGAGGUCAUUGAAGAUGAAGUUCCAUUAUCAGGAGAACGAGAUUAAUAAAUAUCGAAAUGAGAAGUAAUCGAAAUUGUCAGAGUCUAGUCAGAGACUAUACUGUAUUUAAUUUAGUGUUUGUUAUACUUAUCAUUCAUUUUGGUGCUAAAAAAAGAGUGAUGCAAAGAAAUCUAACCAAAUAUGUUGGUGCUAUUGUAUAAUAUUUUGUUAUUAUAUGUUAUAAUAAAG
Messenger RNA from Harmonia axyridis, 1215 nucleotides. RefSeq names its product transmembrane ascorbate-dependent reductase CYB561-like. The record is from RefSeq and is a predicted model, not a curated record. Gene Ontology annotation, molecular function: oxidoreductase activity. Lineage: Eukaryota; Metazoa; Arthropoda; Insecta; Coleoptera; Coccinellidae. The transcript is spliced from 5 exons. The coding region runs from base 232 to 1032 and encodes 266 amino acids.